This is a messenger RNA of Fusarium redolens, 889 nucleotides long. RefSeq names its product ankyrin repeat-containing domain protein. The record is from RefSeq and is a predicted model, not a curated record. The transcript has 3 exons. Bases 267 to 737 code for a protein of 156 amino acids. Gene Ontology annotation, molecular function: protein binding. Lineage: Eukaryota; Fungi; Ascomycota; Sordariomycetes; Hypocreales; Nectriaceae.
GAAAACAUCGUUAUCCUCUUCUUUUAAAGCACGCCACCGUAACUGUCCCAUUAAACCACCUUACCGGCAUUUACGCCAUAGAAUAAAAACCAUCCAUAGCAUACGUCAUUUCAUCCGACCUCACUCAAUGACUCCGGGCUUCUUCUCCAUCAUCACAAUAACAUCAGAAGCACCCAGAAUCAAAAUUUUCUUUGUGACUCACUCACGAUUUUAAACUUUUGCGUUCAUUAACCUUGCCAACCUGAGACAACAAUAGAGGCACAAUCAUGAGCGACGCUUCAAACCAACCAACCCGUGCGGGAUCUCUCACGCCGGAGAUGAUAGAGUUCGCAAGCAGGAUGUACGAUGCCGCGAGAAAGGGAGACGUGGCCACGUUUGAGCAGGCUCUUCCAGCAGGCCUACCUCCAAAUCUGACAAACGACAAGGGCGAUACCUUGCUUAUGCUCGCUGCGUACCACGGUCAUGCAGACUUAGUAAAAGUUCUCAUUCAACAUGGUGCGGACCCUAAUCGUCUCAAUGACCGAGGGCAGAGUCCUCUCGCUGGGGCAGUGUUCAAGAAGGAAGACGCAGUAGUUCAAGAGUUGCUAGAUGGGGGCGCGGAUCCUGAAUACGGGCAGCCAAGUGCUGAUGAAUGCAUCGCAAUGUUCAAACAGGAGGAUACAUGGAAGUCAAAAUUUGAUGCCGCCCCCGGCAAAGGACAGGCUGGAAAGACAAGGGAGGUCGAGGGUAAAGAGUAAAGGUCUAGGUUUAAAAGGUUCAAGUGAGUCAAGUUACUUGUUAUGGUACCUUUCGGAGAAAAGAAAAGCUUGCUACUCAUUUUGAGAAACAUGAAACAUUGUAAUGAAGCGAAAUGACUUGAAUAGUUCUCAUUAUGAUAAAGAUUCAAAAG